AUGUCUGCAGCAGUCGACUCCAAUCCACCAAAACAGUCAUGGGCGGACGAAGUUGAAGAUUUUGACGAUCUCAAGCCAUUGGAUACCAUCGAUGCGAAUGGAAUACGAACGAUCGUGGAAUAUGUUACUAAUGAGGCUGGGAAAAAAGUUAAAGUCACUCGAAAAAUCAGGCGAACGCUCCAAACAUCCUUGGUAGAUCACGUAGUUGCGGAGCGAAAACAGUGGGCGAAGUUCGGUGAAGACAAAGGCAGGAAGGCAGGACUUGACAAGGCCACCACCACUGUAGCGGAACGUGUCGAGCUCAAGCUUAGUGCCGGGAACAAAGCCGCAGAGCAGGAGCCUGAUGAAGAAGCUAAUAUCAAGAAGCAACUUAGCGGAAAGAAGAUUAUGUGCCGUUUGUGCCAGGGAGCCCACUUUACCUCAAAAUGUCCGCACAAGGAUGUCCUUGCACCAUUAGGGGGCGAUGCUGCUGAUUUAGGUACCGGGCAUGACGAUGAUAGCCCCGCCGACGCAGGGCGCGCUGCUCCUGCUUCCAGUGGUAAAUACAUCCCGCCAUCGAUGCGCGCCGGUGCCGGCCGCGGUGCAGGCGAGACAAUGAAUCGAAGCAGCCGCGAUGACCUUCCAACUUUGCGAGUGACAAAUGUGUCGGAGGAUGCAGCGGAAGACGACUUGCGAGAGUUGUUCUCAACAUUCGGGCGUGUUGCCCGCGUGUUCAUCGGAAGGGAUCGUGACACUGGUAUUGGCAAAGGAUUUGCUUUUGUCAGUUUUGAGGAUCGUGCACAUGCUCAAAAGGCGCUGGAAAAGAUGAAUGGAUACGGUUAUGAUUCUCUUAUUUUGUCAGUUCAAUGGUCACAGCCCAGAGAGUCUCGACCUGGCCCUUAGUUCAUACUGGUCGCAGGAUGUCAUGGAUCCAUGUUGUACUAGCUGCUUCGCCUCUUUGAUUCGAAUCUAACGCAUUGAAUUUCUUCACGCCAUCGCGAAACAACUCGGACAUUUCAAAGGACUGUUGGUUCUCCCCAUCGAUCCCCAGGCGAGGCUGCAACUGACGCUAUGUACACAUCACUCGGCUUGCAUAUGUCAAAGUCGUUAUUAGGAAGUGAAGAAGCGUGGCGUAUGGGUGUCAGUGACUCCGGAAUGUCUCCGAAUUCCGAAUUCAUCUAGGCUAUGACUUUUCAGAAAUAAUUGGAAGCAUGGCAGGGGCCGGCUUUAGCUAACCCCCCGAAACGUUCCAGCCCCAACGAGGCAGCUGGACUAACUUUCAGCAGAGUUUUGGCUGGGAUUGAUGUCGUCCCUCGCAACCUAACU
Messenger RNA from Cantharellus anzutake, 1305 nucleotides. RefSeq names its product translation initiation factor 3 RNA-binding subunit. Gene Ontology annotation, cellular component: eukaryotic translation initiation factor 3 complex; cytoplasm. The record is from RefSeq and is a predicted model, not a curated record. Gene Ontology annotation, molecular function: RNA binding; translation initiation factor activity. The transcript is spliced from 7 exons. NCBI's taxonomy places the organism in Eukaryota, Fungi, Basidiomycota, Agaricomycetes, Cantharellales, Hydnaceae. Bases 1 to 882 code for a protein of 293 amino acids.